This is a messenger RNA of Drosophila hydei, 4443 nucleotides long. It is a transcript of the gene inaE, whose product is annotated as sn1-specific diacylglycerol lipase alpha. The transcript is spliced from 13 exons. NCBI's taxonomy places the organism in Eukaryota, Metazoa, Arthropoda, Insecta, Diptera, Drosophilidae. The record is from RefSeq and is a predicted model, not a curated record. The coding region runs from base 159 to 4232 and encodes 1357 amino acids. Gene Ontology annotation, cellular component: dendrite membrane; postsynaptic membrane. Gene Ontology annotation, biological process: lipid metabolic process.
CAAAGUGAAACACGAAUAUCAAGAAUCGGCAGCCGAAAUUUUUUUUUGUCAAUCACAUACUCCAAGAAGACGAAGAACACGAAGAAGAAGCGCAAUUACAACAUUGACCCGCUGUACCGCGUCGGCGGCAGCCAGCGGGGCGCUGGCAACGAAUUGCGAUGCCUGGACUUGUGGUCUUCAGGCGUCGCUGGUCUGUGGGCUCUGAUGAUCUGGUAGUGCCCGGUGCAUUUCUCUUGGCGCUUCACUUUAUAUGUUUUGUACUUGUGGCCGUCUCGUUAGUUUUAUUUGAAUAUGACACAAGUGUUUUAAGUGUUAAGCUAUUAUUCUAUCAUCUAAUAGGCUACUUGUUAAUUCUGUUUUUUUCAAUAUGCGUAGAAAUAGGAAUUUGUGUGAUCUCGAUGCGCGGCAGCAUUUUGGACUCCGAGGCGCGUACAUCGAUCAAUAUAUGGAUAUAUCUCAAAAGUUUGGUGAUAUUAUUUGAUAUUUCAUGGCUAAUAUUGGGCUCCAUUUGGCUGUCCCAUUUUUAUAUGGAAGCGCCCAUCGAUGAGGCCAAAAAGAUCUUUAUAGCCAUCAUCAUAUGCAACUGGACGUUGGUGUUUAUUACGCUUAUAACCAUCUGGUGCACAUUCGAUGCAGCCGGUCGAUCCUGGGUCAAGAUGAAGAAAUACCAGCGCUCCAUGCGAGAGACUGAAUCGCGAUUCAACUACAAGCGAAGCAACAGCAUGAAUCGCAACUGGCGGCAACGCAAAGUGAUGCGCGCAUAUCAGGACAGCUGGGAUCAUCGCUGUCGUCUAUUGUUCUGCUGCAUGGGCUCGUCGGAGCGCAAUCGCAACUCGUUUACGGAUAUAGCGCGGCUACUGAGCGAUUUUUUUCGCGAACUCGAUGUGGUGCCGUCGGAUGUGGUCGCCGGCUUGGUUCUGUUGCGUAAAUUCCAGCGACUGGAGCGCGAGGCAAUUGUCAGGCAGCGCAAGAAUGGAACAUAUGAGUUCCUCAGCGGUGUGCCCAUCACGGAGCACACACAGUUCCUAGCACUCAACGAUGCCAAAAACUAUGAUUUCUUUCAAACGGUCAUACACUACAUGUACUUUGCCCAGGGCGCCUACGGCUGGCCCAUGUACGUCAUCAUCAACCGCAGCAAAAUGUGGCAUCUGGUGCCCGAGCUCAAAUGCUUUGGCUGCUGUUGCGGCAGUGGAGACGACAGUCAGGUGAUCCAGGACAAUUGCUGCUACUGCAACUAUGCGGCGCUGAAGAAGACUCUGCAGCUGGGCGACAUUGAUAUCGUCUAUGCCACGUACCAUGUGGAUGUGGGCGAGACGCCGUUCUUUGUGGCCGUGGACUACACGCAGAAGAAGAUUGUGAUCAGCAUACGCGGCACGCUCAGCAUGAAGGACAUACUGACCGAUCUGAAUGCUGAGGGCGAGGUGUUGCCGCUGCAGCCGCCGCGCGACGAUUGGCUUGGCCACAAGGGCAUGGUCCAGGCAGCCAUCUACAUACGGAACAAGCUGCAGCAGGAGAAUCUCAUUGAGCGUGCGCUGCAACGCAAUGCGGAUCGCUUGACUCACACUUUCGAUCUGGUGCUGGUCGGGCACUCGCUCGGCGCCGGCACUGCGGCCAUCUUGGCCAUUCUGCUCAAGCCCGAUCAUCCGACACUGCAAUGCUUUAGCUAUUCGCCGCCCGGCGGACUGCUCAGCAUGCCAGCCGUGGAGUACUCCAAAUCGUUUAUUACGUCCGUGGUGCUCGGCAAGGAUGUGGUGCCGCGCAUCGGCCUCAAUCAAAUGGAGGCGCUGCGCGCAGAUCUCAUCAAUGCCAUACAGCGCAGCGUCGAUCCCAAGUGGAAGACCAUUUCGUGCUCGGUCAUCUGCUGUGGCUGUGGUCCGGAGCCAACCUCUGUGGUCAACAUGUCCGGCCAGGACACGCACAUCAAUCAGUACCAGGAGGAGCGCGGCACAGCACGCUCGACCAGCGCGCAUCCGACGGACAGCUCAAUAGCUUUAACUCUGCAUCAGCCCUUAUAUCCGCCCGGCCGCAUUAUUCAUAUUGUGCGGCAUCAUCCCAAGCCCGAUGAGCAAAAAUACGACAGUGGUUGGAGGAAUGUGCUCAAGAGUCGCGAGCCCGUCUAUCAGGCGAUCUGGGCCGACUCAACCGAUUUCGAUGAGGUGCUCAUAUCGCCUGUCAUGCUGCAGGAUCAUAUGCCCGACAAGGUGCUCGCCGCGCUCAAGAAGGUUGUAACGACUAGCGGCCCACGCAAGCCCCAGCGCCAGACCUCGAAUGCAUUCUCUACCACGUCCAUGGAUCAGGACCCCGAUCAGCAGACCCAUCAGCGGGACGGCCAGGACGCGGACCAGGAUCCGAUGGAUCGGCCAUUUGCUGGCGCCGCCAGCUUAGUACACCAGGAGCUGGUCGCUGUGCACGGCGAAACAACGGCGCAUUGCAAACGUCCAGCGGACAGUUCCUAUUCGAAUUUGAGCAACUGCAUCAUGCUCACGCCAACGGCCCAGCACAAACUCUGCCUGGAGACAUCGUUCACCAAUCUGCAGCAUCAGCUGGAGCAGCGAACGGCCGCACAGCCGUUGGCUGGCAGCAAAGCCUCGUCCAUAGCGGGCAGCAUCUUUGGACGCAGCCAGCUCAGCUCCACAACCACUCCAUAUGACAUAUCAAGCGUCCUCGACGACAGCAUCACAACGAUGACCAUGCGCAAGAGUCCCUGCUCCAUGCUCAGCGAAACGCCAACGGUGCUCGUCAACGCCGAGGCUGGCGAGGCGCCACGGCUGCGCGCGGUCGCGUUCGACAUGGCACCGACGCCUCCGCCGCUAUUGGAACUGCAGCCGCUGGCGAGGCAGCACUCGGAGCGUAAGCCUCGAUCCCUGCCACUGACGCAAGCGCUGCGUCGCGCCUCCUUGGCCGGCCAGGCGGUGGACUUGCUGCACGACGACUGGUAUGGCCUGGCCCCGUUGGCCAGUCCCGAGACGCUGUCCGAAAUCUCGAGCGUGUCUUCGCGCAGCAGCGUGCCGAUCAGUUUGGCCAACAGCGUUGAGCGCUACCUGCAGCACAUGGGCGUGGCUGCUGCCGGAGUGCCCAAGGUGCCGCUGGAGGACAUAUUCGAGUCGCAGCUGCAUACGCCCAAGGUGAUGCGCCGUGCGCCAAAGUUCACUGAGAAUUUGUCCGGCUGUGCCGAGGACACGCGCAAUCUGGACCAGUACAAGCGGCUGGGUCGUGUCUUUGUCACGUUCCCGCGCAUCUUCCCCGAGCCCGGCGCUCAUCAGCAGCUGCAGUACAAGCACAGUCUGGGCCUGGACUCUAACUCCAGCGACGAUAGCUUCGAGUCGGCGCACAGCCUGCAUCGGCUACAGCUGCCGGCGACCGUGCCGUGCGCCGCCAGCUCCAAGUCGGCCGACCAGCUGGAUGAGGACGUGCGCACGUCGCCCGUCAAAAAGCUCACGUUCAGUGACAGCAACAUCCUGGCCGACGAGCAUUGCCUGCGUCUAUGCCCCCACUGUCCUUGUCGGUGGGAUGGACGCGAUUGCUGCACGCGCUCGGAGCAUGAUCAUCAGCAGUGCGCCAAGGCGGAGGCGACAACAACAGCGACGGAACAGGCACAGGCACAGGGACAGGCAACGGCAAUGGCAACAGUUGGCUCCACGGACACCAACAGCAGCUUCUAUAGCGCCAACUCGCAAGCGUCGCUGGAACAGUUUGCCACGCCCAGUCGGCAACAGGAGCCGCUGAAGCUGAAUGGCGGACAUGCGCUCAAUGAGAUAAUUAUACGUCCUGGCGUGCUGGAGUCACACUUUCCCGUCUUUGGCGGCGCUGCUCAGCCGGAGACGCCGGCCAUUGUGGCGCCAGCAUCGCCCUCGCCCAUAAGCAACGGCGGCAGCAAGAAGCCCGAUGUGGUUGGUGGACGCGUGCGCAAGCGCCUGUCCUCCGAGGAGUUUGUAUUCGCGCGCAGCGAGGAUCUUCCCAUUCUAGUACAAAUCGGUGAUAGGAGCAACAGCGGCUCGCCCUCGACCCGCAAGCAGCGACGCGGCUGCUGUGUGUAUCCCGUUGGCAACAACAUACGCAUUGCCGGUGCCGAUGUGGACGCAGCUGCUGCGACCGUCGCCUUUCCCACGUCCAUUAGCAAAUACUCCCGCACUCGCGUCGCUGCGGCGGCGGCGUCGGCAGCGGCAGCGGCAGCAGCGGCGGCGGCAGCAACUGCCAAGAAAGGAAUAGAAAAUAGCGAAAGUAAUGUUUAAAAAGUAUAUAUAUGUAUGUAAGUGUAGUUGAAUGCAGUACCUAAGCAACCGCAACCGCAACCGCAAACGCAACCGCAACUGAAACCGGAACCGAAACCAAAAGAUUAUUCCAUUUAUUUGCGAUGUGCACCAAAUGAAAUGAAAACCAGAAUAGAAAGCAAAACUAAAUGAAAUUACAAUUUCGCAUACAUACCAACAAUAUAUAGCGUGU